Messenger RNA from Haliotis rubra (blacklip abalone), 1349 nucleotides. RefSeq names its product protein unc-93 homolog A-like. The coding region runs from base 1 to 1023 and encodes 340 amino acids. The transcript has 4 exons. The record is from RefSeq and is a predicted model, not a curated record. NCBI's taxonomy places the organism in Eukaryota, Metazoa, Mollusca, Gastropoda, Lepetellida, Haliotidae.
AUGACAUAUGAGUGUGAGGAAGACAGGGACGACACAACGAUACAAGGCAAAGAAACCAGGAACUGCUUGAUUUUGGCUUCAACUUUCCUGGCGGCAUGCACAGCGUUCAAUGCCCUUCAGAACCUUCAAAGCAGCCUCAACGAGAAGCAUGACCUUGGUGUUUUGUCAAUGAGUGCGGUGUAUGGUGCGUUCGUGUUCUCAGGAACGUAUGGCAAUGUGACAACACAGGCUGUCUGUGGAGCUGCCUAUUGUCCAUUGUCCACAAAUGGAACUACCAUUCUGACUCCGGAUGAGGGAGUGGUUCAUAUAAUGCUUGGCGUCUUUGUGGCAUGUGAUAUACUAGCUCUUGUCAUCACCGUGUGUUUUCUCUCACCCUUACCAAAGAGUGCCUGGAUUUCGGAAGCCAGUUUGAAAGACUCGCUGUCUUCCUUCUUUGUGACUGUGUUUACUACGAAGUUCAUCUUUCUUGUUCCUAUGCUGCUGUACAUCGCUGUGGCGGUAUCAUUCCUCUUUGGAGAUUACACAAGGUCGUACAUCAGCUGCCCCAUUGGGAUCCACAUGGUCGGGUUUGUCAUGGCGGCCUACGGGGCUGUAAAUGCAUUUGGAACCUUCGUGUCUAGUCGAGUAGCUAAGUACACUGGACGCCAUGUGUUAAUUGCGACGGCGGCGCUGAUACAUGCUGCUGUCUUUACUACACUAUACCUCUGGACGCCAAACGAGACGGAUACAAAAUAUAUAAUCCUGUUGCCUCUCGGCUGGGCAAUUGCUGAUAGUAUUAUCCUGCCACAGAUAAUAUCAUUGGUUGCUCUGUAUUUCCCAGAAAAGAAGGAACCGGCGUUUGCUAACGCCCACACAUGGUUAGCCCUUGGCUCGACGUUAACGUUCGCUCUGAGCAGCAUCUUAUGUGUUUAUGUCAAACUGUACACCAUGUUCGCCCUGUUGGUGACCGGUAUUGGGAUGUAUAUAGUGGCAGAGAUACUUUACAAAAUGGAAACAAAGAAAAACAUGAGAAUAAACGAAUAAAAUGGAUGAAUAGUAUACUCAUAUUAACAAAGUGUUUUUAGUGUAAAUCAUCCUCGAUAAUCUCCAGGGUAUACGUUACGAUCACUCUCCACUGUACCCUGGAUGCAUCCACGGCUUGACCCGAUAAUUUUAUUACCUCCCUUUGCUGGCUUUUUAUCCAAUCAGGUGUCUACGCUGGGGAGUUGAGCGAACGGGUCACAGCUCACUUUCGCUUCUUAAAGUAUCUAACCGUUUAAACUUAGCAACACAAUUGAUGAAGAGGUACUCUGAAAGAGGUAGAAGGAGUUCUUUCAUAUAUUAUUUUAAAGUUUUUGUCAAUUUGUCUG